GGUUUCUCCCGUUCACACACAGACACACACACAGCCUACUCUCCACGCUGCUGGUGCUCUACUGAAGGGGCGAAGGAGGAGGACAACGGCGUGUUGUUGAUCAAUGAGCCUUUGAUUUCCUGAUUCACAUUGUCAUUUGGAUUAAAUAACGGCGUGUCUUUUUGGACAUAUUUCCAGGCGAGAGCUGCGAUGUCGGAGUUUCUGGUGAAUCUACUCGGAGAGCGGCUCGUGAACAGUGAGAAAGCCGAGGUAGAUGUGCAAGCUCUGGGCAGCAAGCUGUCCCUGGUCGGGCUAUACUUCGGUUGCAGCUUGAACGGUCCUUGCAAGCAGUUCAACGCAAGCCUGUGUGAGUUUUACAGCAAGUUCAAGAAAACAUCAGAACAUAAAGACAAAUUGGAAAUCGUCUUCAUCUCGUCGGAUCAGGACCAGAAACACUGGCAGGACUUCUUACAAGAGAUGCAAUGGCUGGCGUUGCCUUUUAAAGACCGACACAAAAAGAUGAAGCUGUGGAAUAAGUACAAGGUGACCAGUAUCCCCUCGCUGGUGUUCGUGGACGCCACUACAGGGAAGGUGGUGUGUCGGAACGGACUGCUGGUGGUGCGAGACGAUCCGACAGGUCUGGAGUUCCCCUGGGGCCCCAAGCCCUUUGCGGAGGUGGUGGAGGGCCCCCUGCUCCGCAGCAACAUGCAGACCACAGACAGCAGCGGCCUCCACGGCUCAUACGUCGGGGUCUACUUCUCAGCACACUGGUGCCCUCCGUGCCGCAGUCUGACUCGGGUGCUGGUGGAGUCGUAUCGCAAAGUAAAGGAAUCCGGACAGAAGUUUGAGAUCGUCUUUGUCAGUGCCGAUAGGUCAGAAGAGUCCUUCACACAGUAUUUCAGCGAGAUGCCCUGGCUGGCGGUCCCCUAUUCAGACGAGGCCAGGCGGUCACGGCUCAACAGACUCUUUGGAAUACAAGGUAUCCCCACCUUGAUCCUAUUGGACGGCGAGGGUCACAUGAUCACGCGGCAGGGCCGGGUGGAGGUUCUGAACGACCCGGAGUGCCGUCUGUUCCCAUGGCACCCGCGGCCCGUCCUGGAGCUGAGCGAGGCCAACGCAGUGCAGCUGCACGAGGGACCCUGCCUGGUGCUCUUCGUGGAUGCGGAGGAGGAGGGCGAGCUGGAGCCGGCUAAGGAGCUGAUCCAGCCAAUAGCAGAGAAGCUGCUGGCCAAGUACAAGGCCAAGGAGGAGGAGAGCCCUCUGCUGUUCUUUGUGGCCGGAGAGGACGACAUGAGUGACUCGUUGCGCGACUACACCAACCUGCCCGAGGCGGCCCCUCUGCUGACUAUCCUGGACAUGUCGGCCCGCGCCAAGUACGUGCGCGACGUGGAGGAGAUCACCCCCGCCGUGGUGGAGCAGUUUGUCAACGACUUCCUGGCCGAGAAGCUCAAGCCGGAACCUAUUUAACCCAGCACAGAGUGAGAUGAGAUGGAACAGAGAACGGGGCGCUAGACACACACAAAAACAUCCAACCUCCCUCACGUCAGACAACUGCCACUGAUGCAACCUUGUCCACUUGUCCCAUAUACCCGUUGACGCCCCACACCCACGUGACGCCUCACACAUCCCCCUCAUGCCCAAUGAUGCCCCUUGUCCACUUGUCUACAUAUCCCGUGCUCAAUGAUGUCCCUUGUCCACCUUCCUUGUCCCCUUGCUUGUCCCCUGCCAAAUGAUGUCCCAUGGCCACUUGAUGUGUCCCAUAUCCAAUGAACUCCUUUGUCCACUUGCCCCAUGCCCAAUGGCGUCCAUUACCAACCUGCAAUCAUUCUAAUUCCCAAUUUCCCUGGCCCCCAAGUUAACUAUCAUGACCUGUGCUCCUCCAGACUGUUAAAGAGGCAAACAUUUUUUUCAUCCCUUCCAGAGUUUUAACCAGUCCUCUCUCUACUUUAUUCCUGUGGUGCCUUGCGUGUAAUAAAUUAAAGGAUAACUUCUGCCAAUUUCGACAAGCAGUUGUAAUGCUCACACUACCCUCGACUUAUCAGUACCUGAGAUUUUUUUUUCAGCCUUUUCCGAGAUCCUCGAGAUCUUCGUCAUUGUAAUGGGUGCAGCUUGUUUACAUUUCAAAAAAAUAUCUGUAUUUAUUCCCAAUAGCAUCCAAAAGGUUAUGCAACAUCAGUAGACAACCAGCAAACAGCGAUACCUUUUGGGAUAAUAUUUGGAGUAGGUUUUUCAUGUAAACAGAGGCUGCCCCCAUUACAAUAGCUUAGAUCUCUGAAAGGGCUGAGCCAGAAAAUGCACCAUCACCAGCAGUUACUGGCAAGUCAAGGGUAACGUGAGCAAUACAACAGCAUAUUGAAAUUGGCAGAAGUUCUCCUUUAAUGAUAGAUCCCAUCUGAGUCAAGUACAAAUAUCGCCCUUUGUUUGGUUUUUCCCCCUUCUCCUGUUCUAUCCUUCUGUUUGCGCCUCUUUCUUGCCUGGUGUUUCCUUAUGAGAAAUGCUUGUUGAUAUCCCCCACACAAACAAAGACUGAACGGACUUGAAUUUCAGUUUAUGCAUAUGUGCUUUGGCUUUUUCUUUUUUAAAUCAAUGUGACUUUUUUGUUUUCUUCUUAUUUUACAUGUGUCCAGAGAAAGAAUAAAAUGAUUGCAACAGA
Molecule: messenger RNA, 2632 nt
Organism: Engraulis encrasicolus (European anchovy)
Lineage: Eukaryota; Metazoa; Chordata; Actinopteri; Clupeiformes; Engraulidae
Gene: nxn
Product: nucleoredoxin
Exons: 8
Coding region: 190-1446 (418 amino acids)
Biological process (GO): negative regulation of protein ubiquitination; negative regulation of Wnt signaling pathway
Cellular component (GO): nucleus
Molecular function (GO): thioredoxin-disulfide reductase (NADPH) activity
Source: RefSeq, a predicted model, not a curated record